GCAAAGACCCAAACGGCCUUCCAUAAACGCCGUUCCAUAGAAAUCCUGGUUGAGAAUGAAACGACUGAACAAGGAAACAGCACAGCAAGCCAACUCAGAUUAAGUCUGAGGCCGGUAACAUCAACAGUGAGGGCAAACCCAGCCUGCCUCUCUCCUUCCACACUGAGUCCAAUCCUACAGUCACUGGGUCCUGAUUGUGACAGUGGAGCCCAGUUUGCACUGCAGGAUCCAGAGAUGGCAUCAGUGAAGCUGGAAGACUGCAGUCAAACACUGGAGCUGAAUGUCAACAUUAAAGAUGAAGAAGAGGAGGAGAAGAUUGGGACAUCUGUUUCUUAUGGAGACCAUGUUGAUACAUUAUCUACAUCCAGAGAGCAACAGCAGGAAGAUCACAGAGCUAAGAGGUCUCACCACUGCCCACAUUGUGAGGAGAUUUUCCCAUUUCUAUCAAAGCUAAAAAUACACCUACAAAUACACACAGGAGAGAAGCCUUAUUCCUGCACUGACUGUGGGACGCGCUUCACAACAUCAAGGGCUCUGACAGUUCAUCAGAGAGUGCACACUGGAGAGAAGCCUUACUCCUGCUCUGACUGUGGGAAGAGUUUCUCAGGAUUGGGUCACUUAAAAAGACACCAACGUAUACACACAGGAGAGAAGCCUUACUCCUGCUCUGACUGUGGGAAGAGUUUCUCUCAACAGAGCAGCUUAAACUCGCACAAACAUAUACACACAGGAGAGAAGCCUUACUACUGCUCUGACUGUGGAAAAUGCUUCACAGCAUCAUUUGAGUUAAAAGUUCAUCAGAGAACACACACAGGAGAGAAGCCUUACUACUGCUCUGACUGUGGGAUGAGUUUCUCUCAACAGAGCAGCUUAAAGUCACACCAACGUAUACACACAGGAGAGAAGCCUUACUCCUGCUCUGACUGUGGGAAGAGUUUCUCUCAUCAAAGCAGCUUAAAAUCACACCAACAUAUACAUAAAGCAGAGAAGCCUUACUCCUGCUCUGACUGUGGGAAGUACUUCACAACAUCUGCUGAGGUAAAAGUUCACAAGAGAACACACACAGGAGAGAAGCCUUACUGCUGCUCUGACUGUGGGAAGAGUUUCUCUCAACAGAGCAACUUAAAAACACACAAACUUAUACAUACAGGAGAUAAGCCUUUCUCAUGCUCUGACUGUGUGAAGUGCUUCACAACAUCAUCUGAGCUAAAAGUUCAUCAGAGAACACACACAGGAGAGAAGCCUUACUCCUGCUCUGACUGUGGGAAGAGUUUCUCUCAACAGAGCAACUUAAUAACACACCAACGUAUACAUAAAGGAAAGAAGCCUCAUCAGUUCUCUCAGGCCAGUUAAGAUUAAAGUCACUCCAUCACUUCAUUCUCAUCUCAUAAAGGAAGUGGUAAGAGUGCAUUUGAUAACAUUAAGAGAGUAACACACUAUUGUAAUCCUAUUGUUUCUCACUGUGAGAACUUUACAGAGGAAAAGGAGCGUUAUAGAAUGUUAGCCUCUCUUUACUUUAGGGAUCAGUAUUCACCUUGUCAGUUCUGGUGUGUUUUGUUAGCUUCUACUGUAAAGAUAUUGAGAUUACCUUGGAUUUGCCCUUAGCGUUGAAAACCCUCUGAGGGAUCUCUUGUUAAAAACAAUGGAGUGUGAUGGUUGACUGGGUGGUACUGCUUCCCUCUGCAGUUCUCUGUGGGAAUGAGUUAGUAGAUACAACAUGUAUCAGAUAGAGAUGAUGUGAUGAUCAGUGUUCUGUGGGAAUGAGUUAGUAGACACAACAUGUAUCAGAUAGAGAUGGUAUGAUGAUCAGUUUUCUGUGGGAAUGAGUUAGUAGACACAACAUGUAUCAGAUAGAGAUGGUGUGAUGAUCAGUUUUCUGUGGGAAUGAGUUAGUAGACACAACAUGCAUCAGAUAGAGAUGAUGGAUCAGUAUCCUGUGGGAAUGAGUUAGUAGAUGAUCAGUUUUCACCAUUAGUUUGGGUGGAUACUUUUAUUUCUACUAAAUGGCUUUUGUUUAAUGAUACACAGGUUAUAAAACAAAUACAUGUGUUUAUUAAAUUGUCUUUUAAAACUAGAUUCACUAUUUUAGUCAUUGAUGAUUAAUGUAUUUGGAUAACUGCAAUGAAUGUAAUUGAAUUACUAAUGAAAAAUAAAUGUUGUACAUGCAUUUUUGCUGGUCAACCUCUGGGUUAUCUUUACAGAAAAUACAAUGUUUUUGUUUAAAUCAUGGCAUUCAAAAUAUAUUUACAUUUAUCUACUCAAAAACAUGUCACUACACAUCACCACAGGGACAAGCCAUUUUGCUAGCCACCUGUAUUUUUCUACAAUGCAUACAAAUAUGUUAAUCAGUAUAAAGGACUUACAUAUGUUUCCUUAUGUAAAACCAGUUAAAUAAAAUGAAAAAUGUA
Messenger RNA from Salmo salar (Atlantic salmon), 2408 nucleotides. RefSeq lists its product as uncharacterized. The record is from RefSeq and is a predicted model, not a curated record. NCBI's taxonomy places the organism in Eukaryota, Metazoa, Chordata, Actinopteri, Salmoniformes, Salmonidae. Gene Ontology annotation, cellular component: nucleus. Gene Ontology annotation, biological process: regulation of transcription by RNA polymerase II; embryo development. Gene Ontology annotation, molecular function: DNA-binding transcription factor activity, RNA polymerase II-specific; RNA polymerase II transcription regulatory region sequence-specific DNA binding.